CUUCAUUAUAUCAAAGAAGACGUCAAAGUGAUCUACUGUCAAUUGCCGUUUUUUCGUAAUUCUUUUAAUUUCAGCGAAAUAAUAAAAUGACGAAGGCUUCGCAGACGGGGGGCGUUAAGCCCAUGUCAAUAGGUGGUCGAUUGAUGGACGUUCGAGAACGUACAAUCGGUAUGACAGAUGCUGAAAGAGCCUUCCGAAAGCAAUGGGUAAAAGAUCAACAAUUGGCAAAAAACGAACCUGUGCACGUACCAGAAAUGUACGAAGCCUUGAAUAACCCAAUAAAGAGAUUCUAUAAGCGGCCUUUAAAUAAAUUUGAAGCAUUAUUGGUACCGCUUGUGGGUGCUAAUAGAGCUGGUUCUAUUCGUUAUUACACAGGUAAAAUUCUUAUGGGUAUAGCAGGAGCUUAUUUACUGACGUACUAUUUAAAAUACAACACCAAUGAUUGGACACGUACUAAUGGUAUUAGAAUUCUGAAGUCCAGGGAAGCUUGUCUUCCAGGCGAUCCAGAUUUUCCUUGUGUUUCUCAAAGGUGUCAAGGAUCAGAUUAUGCUGAUAGAGGGUUUAAUUCUUGUAAAUUAGCACUAUAGAUGCUUCUGUUUUUAG
Molecule: messenger RNA, 603 nt
Organism: Psylliodes chrysocephalus
Lineage: Eukaryota; Metazoa; Arthropoda; Insecta; Coleoptera; Chrysomelidae
Source: the annotation of a GenBank genome assembly